Messenger RNA from Oncorhynchus kisutch (coho salmon), 3357 nucleotides. RefSeq names its product RING finger protein 223. The coding region runs from base 525 to 1118 and encodes 197 amino acids. Gene Ontology annotation, molecular function: ubiquitin protein ligase activity. Gene Ontology annotation, biological process: protein ubiquitination. The transcript is spliced from 2 exons. The record is from RefSeq and is a predicted model, not a curated record. Lineage: Eukaryota; Metazoa; Chordata; Actinopteri; Salmoniformes; Salmonidae.
UUUCCAAGACAACUAAUGAGUAGUCUGUAUUAUGUGGAGUUUUGAGGUCGACUCGCUAAUCUACAUAAAGUCGCGACAGGUGCAACGACGCCUAUAUUAGGUAUGUGCAUUUCCAAAUGACUACCCACGGACGCCCGCUCGCGCUCACCGAGCCAAGUAUGUUUACACAGAUAGGCCUAAUAUUUCCGAGUCGCUCAUUUGACUAGCUACCCCGAACAUGUUUCCUCAUAUUGUAACAGUAUUCAAAUACUGACUUACCCAAAGCCGAGAGCAAAGGAGCGGAGUUGAAGCAAAGUAGUAUCACAACCUAAAGAUCAAGAGUUUGUUUGGAGGAGCGCGCUCUAUGACCUUGCUCCAGGGGAUCUGCCUGCGCUCGCCUUUCACCGGCAAGAUCACGCUUUAACCACGACUGUAUGAGCGACAUGGUUCCCAGUGGUCUCAUGUCCAUGGCAGUUGACCUCCUACAUUCCUGUUGAUUCCCGAGGUCUCCUCUGACCUCCCAUUGCUGCCCACCGGUCCUAGCCAUGGACCCCUACCAGGAGCCACAACUGGGUUUCCAGCCCCCCCUUGACGAGGGCGCCCCAGACCUGGAAUGUGCCAUCUGCUUCAGCCAGUUCAACAAUGUCUUCCGCACCCCCAAGAUGCUCCAGUGCAAUCACACCUUCUGCCUGGAGUGCCUGGCCCGUAUGAAUGUCAAGUCAGCCAAGCCGGACUCCAUCCAGUGCCCGUUGUGCCGGGGCCACACACCGCUACCCGACCUGGGUUUGCCCAAGCUGACCACGGACCGAGCCGUGCUCUCUUACCUCCCCGCGGCCAUGCAGCGAGUCUACAGCAUCCGCUUCAACCGCAACAAGGGCAAGCUGCAGGUGAAGAGGACCACCGACGCACCCCCCCCUCUGAACUCGCUGCGUUCUAUUAGUCACUCUCUGGAUGUGGGGCUGCCUAGCCCCGCAGGAGACAGCGGGGACGUAGAGGGGGGGCGGAGGCGAAGGCUCGGGGCACUGCUGAGACUGUGUCGUAGACCAGGAUGCAGAGCCUCCCUCCUGGUGUCAGUGGUGAUGAUGAUGGUGGUGCUUACUUGUGUCAUCAUCUUCCUCCUCGCAUAUAAACAGCUAUAACAACAUCAUCCGACUGGAGCUAAGAAAGUGGACGCUCACUGCAGUGCAGUGAGCGUCCAUGGACCUCGGAGAGAGACGUUAUUGUUACCCAGCUUCUACCAUCUACUGUAGCAGUUUUCAGUACCUUUUUUUUAACAUUUUAUUUAUUUUUAUAAAGUGUAUCUAUUUCUUAGCAGUUGUUGUGUGUCUGUAUGCUGAAUUUGUGUACAACUAUAAUGCACGUCGUACAAGAGAACCACAUUUCCCUCUGUGGUUUUUUGUUUAUAGACAGACGGUCAUGUGAUACAUGUCCAUAAUAUAAUAACCCUGCUGUCCUCUCCAGGUUUCCAGCCACAGUAAACGCACUCCACCUACUUCAAUGCAAAUCAAUAGCGUCUGGCUAUGCAAAUACACAGUUACCUUUGAGUAAGACACUGCGGUGUCACUGUGUGAAACAGUCAGGGCUAGGAGAUUGGAGAUACUCUUGAGGUCACGGUUGGGGGGAGGUGUUUCAACGUGGCAAGAGGUUGAAGAUUGAAAUGUGGAAUUAGUAUGUUUGCUUAUACCAAUUACCCAUAUAUAUAUUUUUACUUGGUCUCUUUUUUUUUUUAAGGAAAAAGCCAUCUUGGUUGCAUGGAUAUUAUCCAGCUGUUAGAGACGUAGAAUCAAACAGGCAGAUCAACAAAUACUGUCGGCUCACAAUUGUCACAUUUUUCUACAGUUUACGCUUUCACACACAUCAAGGUUUUAGGAUUGUCUUUUUUUUAUCAUAUUGAAAAUAAACCAUAUUUUAUAUGUCACAUACUUUUGGCUAUACAUUUGUCAAAUGUUGCUCUGGCAAAUUAUUUGCAUUUCCUAAACUUGAAAUAAAGUCGACAUUGAUUUGGCGCCCAUUGUGUUUGUCGAUCAUAGUACAUAUGUGAAGUUUCGUUGAUGUUAGAUGUGUCAGGGAGAUUUGGUUGUAUAAUAUAUUCACUGUGAUAACAAUGAAGUAGCACUUCUAAGGGAUAGUAAUUACCGAGUGUCAGAUUGGUCUUUCUCUGUGGUCUCCACCAGAUGGAGUCACAGCGUUGAACAGUGGACUGAUGUGUUCCACUCUAGCGGAUGCAUGUCACAUGUGUCAUGGAAAAGUACAGAGCCUCAAACAAAGUUGUGCUCAUCUGGCUACUGACUGACCAGUUCACUGGCUGCCAAAUGAGCAAGUAAGGUCAAUGAAAACAAUGACUUAAACCGCAGCGGCUUGAUAUUAAGAUUUGUAAUGGGAACCUAAGAGAUUGAGAAAUAUCUGGGGGAGGGAGGGGUCAGAGGAAGCAUGACAAAGCAGGAAGUGUAAAUCAGUGGAUUUGGGUUUUUGUAAUACAGGAAGUUGGCCCUCGCAUGGGAAUAUCCAGUUAUCAAUCGACCCAAGUAAAAAAAAAAAAAAAAUGAACUCGAGACUCUCCCUUCAAUGAAUCGAAAAAGAGCAAAGUCCACACGGUCUGUGCUGUGAAAUAAAGGAAAAUAUAUUCCAUCUGACGGUUAGCUGUUCCUCCUCUAUUCCAUCUGACGGUUAGCUGUUCCUCCUCUAUUCCAUCUGACGGUUAGCUGUUCCUCCUCUAUUCCAUCUGACCGUUAGCUGUUCCUCCUCUAUUCCAUCUGACCGUUAGCUGUUCCUCCUCUAUUCCAUCUGACCGUUAGCUGUUCCUCCUCUAUUCCAUCUGACCGUUAGCUGUUCCUCCUCUAUUCCAUCUGACCGUUAGCUGUUCCUCCUCUAUUCCAUCUGACCGUUAGCUGUUCCUCCUCUAUUCCAUCUGACGGUUAGCUGUUCCUCCUCUAUUCCAUCUGACGGUUAGCUGUUCCUCCUCUAUUCCAUCUGACGGUUAGCUGUUCCUCCUCUAUUCCAUCUGACGGUUAGCUGUUCCUCCUCUAUUCCAUCUGACGGUUAGCUGUUCCUCCUCUAUUCCAUCUGACGGUUAGCUGUUCCUCCUCUAUUCCAUCUGACGGUUAGCUGUUCCUCCUCUAUUCCAUCUGACCGUUAGCUGUUCCUCCUCUAUUCCAUCUGACCGUUAGCUGUUCCUCCUCUAUUCCAUCUGACCGUUAGCUGUUCCUCCUCUAUUCCAUCUGACCGUUAGCUGUUCCUCCUCUAUUCCAUCUGACCGUUAGAUGUUCCUCCUCUAUUCCAUCUGACGGUUAGCUGUUCCUCCUCUAUUCCAUCUGACCGUUAGAUGUUCCUCCUCUAUUCCAUCUGACCGUUAGCUGUUCCUCCUCUAUUCCAUCUGAC